This is a messenger RNA of Microplitis mediator, 980 nucleotides long. RefSeq lists its product as uncharacterized. The transcript has 3 exons. NCBI's taxonomy places the organism in Eukaryota, Metazoa, Arthropoda, Insecta, Hymenoptera, Braconidae. Bases 131 to 928 code for a protein of 265 amino acids. The record is from RefSeq and is a predicted model, not a curated record.
UAUAAGUUUCCACACAAAGAAAAAAUAAGUUUCCAUUGACACAAACAAAUUAUUUUUGAGUUCUUAAAGAGUGUACAAAUAAUUAUUAAUUAUUAUUUAUUGUACUAUUUUUUUUUUCUCUUCUGGAAAAAUGAUUUUCAAACUGCUGAUCUUAUUACUUAACACCGGAAUAUUGGUACAUUCCGAUUCAAUUGAAACCGGCGUUAAACCAUUUAAUGAAUCCGCUAAUAUGGUUUACGGAUGGAAUUUAGAAAUUUCUAAAGAGAGGUGGCGGGGUGUAUGUUUCGGUACAUUCAUCGCACCGCAAGUAUACAUCACUGAUCCUGUAUGUCUUGAAAGUAUCAAUCAUGUGGAUGAAAAUAGUAUAAUUAUUAUCAGCAAAGGAUACCGCGGUAAUAAAACUAGAGAUGAUAUAAGUGUCCAUUUCAUGAACAUAUUCUACAGUGAAGACCUAGAUAGAACUUUCAAUCGUAAUAAACGUAAAAUAGCAGUAGUUAUAAUUGAUGAACCAGUUAGACCCGAACAAGAUAAAAAUGGAUACGUAAAAAUAAAUUCAAAUCUUAAUGAUAUUGAUACAAAAAAGUGUUACGUACCGCAUUAUAAUAAUUGGGAUACGACACGUUUUACUUACUGUGAUCAUGUAUUAUUCGAUAAUCAUUAUGGAAAUCCUGUCAAUAUUUAUUGUGUCAGCUCCGAGAAUGUUGAUAAACUCGGAAGUGGUUUGUUUUGUGCCUUGAAAACAAAUCCUGAUGUCAAUGUUUUAGUUGGAAUUAUAGUUGGGCCCAACAAUGGCAUCAAACUCUGGAAUGACCCGAAUCGGUUCAUCGCAACUGUUGAAAAUCUUAGUGGAUUAUAUGAUCCUAUAAUGGAUAUUGCAAAUAUAUUUGCAAGGGUAUUGCGGAAAUAUAAAACCUCAUACUUCAAAUAAUUCAAAAUAAUUACCUACUAUAUCGAUGAAAUAAAAAUUAUUUAAAAUUGGU